Molecule: messenger RNA, 678 nt
Organism: Rhizophagus irregularis DAOM 181602=DAOM 197198
Lineage: Eukaryota; Fungi; Glomeromycota; Glomeromycetes; Glomerales; Glomeraceae
Source: RefSeq, a predicted model, not a curated record
AUGGAAAUCAAAAAUAAGGAACUUCAACCUCUUAAUUCAACAGACGAAACUUUUGUUCAACAACAAUACAAUGAUAAGGAGGAAUUGGACUUUGAAAAACACAAUGGCAAAGUUUCGUCGAAGAUACCAACGAAUUAUGGAAAAAACAGAAAUCAGAAUACUCACGCAUCUGAUAUGGAGGACAUCAUUGCCAUUCCUGCACUCGACUUUAACAAUCAACCAGAAAUAUUAAUAGACAUUUCAACAGUGCAGAAUAAUAUAGAUAUGCCCUCGUCAUACGUCUUUCCAUCUCCGCUUUUAUCGAAAAAUAGUGAAGAAGUGGAUAAUAUUUGGAACGAACUGUGGCUGAUUAACCAAGACGUAAUUAUGACGGAAGCCGAAGAUAAUAUAAUGGAUAACUCCAUCUCCAAUUAUAAGGAAGAAAUGGAUUUUAAAGAUCAAGAUGCAUCAUCAAUCCAAGAAUUUGAAUCAGCCAUUAAAACAAAAGCUGACAAUCAAAAAUGUACGGAAACUGAUGAUAAGACAGAUCACAUUUGGUAUCCACCUUCAAAAAUUAAGAAACCAAAGAAAGUUCUCACAGAUAUCAAAAAACACUCAACACGCAACCAAACAUCAAUGCACACGUUUAUAGAAGAAAAAGUCGCAACUUAUUAUGCUUACAUUCCAAUUAAGGCAUGA